AUGCUCGUCGACGGUGGCACAGCCGGCAUGUUCUGGAGCUACACUUGGGUCAUCACGGGCCAAUUCUUCAUCGUCCUCAGCCUUGCCGAGAUGGCUUCCAUGGCGCCCACGGCGGGAGGACAGUACCACUGGGUCAGCGAAUUUGCGUCCAGACGCUACCAAAAGGGCCUCAGCUACACCUCAGGCUGGCUUAGCUCUCUCUGCUGGCAAUCCUUUGUCGCUUCCGAUUGCAUGUUCGCGGCCCAGCUUGUCAUGGCGCUGGUCCAGCUCGGGAACCCAGACUUUGACAUUAAGAACUGGUAUACCGCGCUCCUGAGCAUUCUCAUCGGCAGCUUUGUGACUGCCAUCAAUGUCUGGGGCGCAAAGAAGCUGGCGCUGCUGGAAAAUGUCUUCGUCGCUCUGCAUGUUGCCGGGUUUUUUGUCGUUCUCAUCACCAUUGCCGUCGCAGCGCCCAAGAACGAUGGGAGAGAGGUUUUUCUCACUUUUACCGACAAUGGCGGUAACUUCCCACUGAUGGGACUCGCUGUCAUGGUCGGCCAAGUACCUGCCAUGUGGAACGUCCUGGCCUCUGAUGCCGUCGCUCAUCUCUCGGAAGAAGUCAAGAACGCCAGCGUAGUCACGCCGAAAACUAUGUUCUGGGCAUACAUGUUCAACAUUCCUCUCGCGUUCGCCAUGCUGAUUGUCUUCCUGUUUGGCAUGACCGACGUCGCCACUGCCACCACCGAAGCAUUCCCGUUUGUGUGGAUCUUGCAAAACUCUCUCAGCACGGCGGGUGCUCAAGCCAUCACGGCCAUCAUGUUUAUCUUGGUGUUCAUGAUCGCCACCAGUUGCUUCGCCUCGACUUCUCGUCAACUUUUCGCCUUUGCCCGCGACGACGGAAUGCCCUUUCCAACCUGGAUGAAGAAAGUCAACCCGCAACUCAACGUCGCUGCCAAUGCAUGCUACGUCACCUGGGGGUACACGGUGGUCAUGAGUCUCAUCUACCUGGGGAGCCCCGUGGCAUUCAACGCGAUCAUCAGCCUGGCCAUCGUGGCGCUGAUGGCCACGUACGCAAUUAGCAUCGCCUGUGUGCUCUGGCGCCGCAUCUGGCUGCCAGAGACUCUCCCGCCGGUCUUUUGGAGCCUGGGCAAGUGGGGGAUCCCGGUCAACGGGCUCGGCCUCACUUAUGCCACCUUCGCUUUCUUCUGGGCAUUUUGGCCCAUAUAUUGGGAACCCAACGCCGAAGAGAUGAACUGGGCGAUCGUCCUCUUCGCCGGAGUCAUGUUGAUUUCGGCGAUCAACUACGUCUUCAGCGCCCGUCGAAAAUAUACAGGUCCCGUGGCGACGUGCGAGGGUCGUCGGGAGGAUUGA
This is a messenger RNA of Cladophialophora bantiana CBS 173.52, 1350 nucleotides long. RefSeq lists its product as uncharacterized. The coding region runs from base 1 to 1350 and encodes 449 amino acids. NCBI's taxonomy places the organism in Eukaryota, Fungi, Ascomycota, Eurotiomycetes, Chaetothyriales, Herpotrichiellaceae. The transcript has 5 exons. Gene Ontology annotation, molecular function: transmembrane transporter activity. The record is from RefSeq and is a predicted model, not a curated record. Gene Ontology annotation, biological process: transmembrane transport. Gene Ontology annotation, cellular component: membrane.